Messenger RNA from Racocetra fulgida, 331 nucleotides. The record is from the annotation of a GenBank genome assembly. NCBI's taxonomy places the organism in Eukaryota, Fungi, Glomeromycota, Glomeromycetes, Diversisporales, Gigasporaceae.
AUGAUAGUUAUAGAACAAGAUUGUUUGUCUUUAUCUAGUUUAAAUGAUACUAAGAUUUAUUUUAAAGAAGAAGAGUCAGGUAAAAUUGAUAAUGAUAACAGUAUAGAAAUUAAAGAACAAUUAACAACCUUACUUAAUCUACGACUCAAAAAGAUGCAUCCUUGGCCUAAUCAUAUAAAAAAAGAAGCAAUUAAAGUAUACUAUAAAGAAUUUAAUAAUAUUGCUAGUAAACAACCUAUACAAAUUACAUCUUCCAAUAUUACUUUAACCACCUAUUACUUUGCAUCAAUCUUUGAUAACGACAGUGAUAAUGAUAAUAAUACAUCUAUUA